Hypomesus transpacificus is the source of this 13456-nucleotide messenger RNA. It is a transcript of the gene sacs2, whose product is annotated as sacsin. The record is from RefSeq and is a predicted model, not a curated record. NCBI's taxonomy places the organism in Eukaryota, Metazoa, Chordata, Actinopteri, Osmeriformes, Osmeridae. The transcript has 8 exons. The coding region runs from base 220 to 13065 and encodes 4281 amino acids.
ACUAAGGCUUAUUAAGCCUCCCCUAGCAAUGAUGGAUUCAUAAAACGAAACCAGGAUGAUUGUUGAAUCGAACAAUAUGGCAAAUUGGGUGGGACUUUAGGUAGGUUAUAUAUUUGGUAAUCCAAUCUAACUGAACCCAAAUCUCUGUCAGCAAGUGAUGAAUGAUCUCCAGAAUGAUUACAGCCAAUGAUCACACAUGAGUAAACCACGUUAGGAAGAAUGAGUUCAAGGUCACAGCGAACUCGCCAUGCCUUUGGUGCGACAGCGCCACCCUUUAUUGACUACCUAAAGGAUAUCUUAAGACGAUAUCCAGAUGGAGGGCAGAUUUUGAAGGAACUGAUCCAAAAUGCAGAUGAUGCUGGAGCUUCCCAGGUGGUCUUCAUUCAUGACGAGAGAACAUAUGGGAGUCAGGAGGACUUGGGGAUUAACCAAGGACCUGCACUAUAUGCCUUCAACGAUGCUGUCUUUACUGAGGAUGACUGGCAUGGCAUUCAAGCUACAGGCAGGAGUGUCAAGCGCGAUGACCCAAACAAAGUUGGGAGGUUUGGGAUUGGAUUCAACUCGAUUUACCACAUAACAGAUGUUCCAUGCAUAUUCAGUUCCGAGUGCUUGGGGUUACUGGAUCCCCAAGAGAAGAUACAUGAUCGAAGACCAGGCUUUCUGUGGUCCCUGGUUGAUAAGGAAGAUCAAGGCACAUUAAUGAAUGCUCAGUUCCAACCCUUUCAAGAUAUUGUCCAACUGCUCACCGGCAAGAGUUGGGAGAAUGUCAUUAUGGACGAUCAAAACUUUAAUGGGACACUCUUCAGAUUCCCCCUUCGCAGUGAAGCUUCAGAGAUUUCCGAUAAUUUGUACAACACUGAUAAAGUUGUUCAGCUUUUUGACAGCUUCAUAGCUGAUGCCGACAUAUGUCCUCUGUUCCUGAGAAAUGUGUCCUCAUUGUCCUUGAUUCAUAUAGACAUGAAUGAUUCCAUCAACAUCAGGCUGAAAGUGACCUCCUCCAGCCCUUCAACAGGUCUGGGUUUGAUGUCUGGUGCAGAUUUAAAUUCUGAAAGUUCAACAUGCUUCAAAGUUAUAACUUCAAAAGACCAAGAGCAGACAAAGACAACGAGGUGGCUUGUGACCACAUGUUGCAUGAAAGAGGGAAAUGUAACAAAGUUGGACUUACUUGCAAAGAAGCUAUGUUUUCGGCCUCAGGUUGAUUUAGCAUUCCAGUGUGGUCAAGACAGUGUCCCAACUGAUGGUAGACUGAGCUGCUUUCUGCCUCUUCCAAAUAAUGAAUCCAACAAGACAGGUCUCCCAGUUUAUGUGAAUGCCUGCUUUGGCCUCACAGACAACAGAAGACACAUCAAGUGGCAAGAGGAAGACCAGAAGUAUGACGAAGCUGCCAUGUGGAAUGAGCUAUUGAUAGAAGAAGUCCUCCCGUUAGCUUACCUAACUAUCAUCCAGGACGCCAUCAACUUAUCCAAAGGCACAUUAUCUGAUCUUUCUGCCUUCUCUGUGUAUGGUCUUUGGCCAAAUGUCUCUCAGACUGGACAUAAAGAGAAGUGGCAUAAAGUGGCAGUGGAUGUCCUAAAACGGCUUUUUGGAGCAAACAUCCCAAUCUUGUCCCUUGCUGCAGAUGAAAUACAGUUUGUCUCUCCCUCAGAGGCUGUAUGCCCAUCCUAUAAUUCUAUGGCACCUGAAAUAAUGGCUGCUGUGACAAGGACUAUGAUCUUCUUUGGUGAGAAGCUUGUAACCUUUCCAGACCACGUCUCAAGAGCGAUUCAAUUGGCUUUUCCAGACCCUGAUGGACUGAAAUGGGUGACUCCAGACUUUGUUCGAGAUGUUCUCCACAGAGAUGCAGAGUUCAACCUAUCCAAAGAGGACAAACUCUGUCUUCUGGAGUACAUCUUGAGUGAUGGGAAUUACCAUGACCUUUUGGGUCUUAAGUUGCUUCCUCUCAGUGAUGGAACUUUCAAAUCCUUCACAGACAAAAAAGAUGACUUUGUGCUGAUAGACAACAACACUUUUCAAAGGGUGCUGCUGCCAGGAUGCCAAACCAGAUUUAUUCCUCAAGAUCUGAGCCCCACCAGCGUUGAACAUCUAAGGAAACUAGCAACAAGAAAUUUAUUCACUGUAUCCAACCUGGAUGCAGCAUUAGUCGCUGAAUUGGCCAUUAAUUAUGUACCAAAGGAAUGGGAAGAGACAGAUGGGCAUGUUACCUGGGCACUGGGCAAUGCUCUGCAUCCACCCCUGAAGUGGCUCCAAGAGUUCUGGAAAUUUCUUGACUCAAAUUUUGACGAGCUAAGGCAUUUCAUUGGCAUGCCAUUAAUACCCAUUGAGUCCUUGCGGGAUGGAAGCCAUUCAAAACAACUUGCCAGACUACAACAAAAGCCAACUCUGCUUUUCAAGAAUAGUAAGCAAGACACCCUGUCAGACCAUGUUGCAGAAGUAAUAAGGAAGGUUGGGGGUACAGUUGUAAAUCGAGAUGAAUGUCUUCAGCACCAAGACCUUGAAUCGUAUGUGUUUGCACCAAGCCCAAAGAGUACUUUGCAAGUGCUCAUGAACUUGGAUGCCCAAAAGGUCAUCAAGGGACUCCAGUCAGCUUCUCAUACUGAAAAGGAAGAACUAAAACACUAUCUCUCUUCACUUGGUAACUUCUCAGUCUCAGAACAAAAACUUGUCUCACAACUGCCCCUAUUCCGCUCAAUGGCUGACGAUUAUGUUGCUGCACAAUCAAAGCAGGCUGCAGUGUUAAGUUCACUUCCAAAGAUCCCAUCUGAUCUUCCCAUACCUGAUUCAGUUGUGCAAAGUGUCACAGAGGCUGAUCGCCGACUUCUAUGCUUGCUUCAUGUUGAUCUCUUAGAUUCAGCUCAAGUAUCCAUUUGUUUAGUUGAUAGCAUUAAGAUGAAUUACAGGAAACAAGAGACAGAGAGGAUAAUGACCUGGAUCUUACAAAAUGGCAGUUUCCUUUUCUCUCAGAAUGAGGACUUGUACAGGAGAUGUGCGGAUUUGAGCUUCAUUGAAAUAGAAAGAGGAGAGCGGAAGAAGGCAUCUGGCUUUUUCGAUCCAGGAAACAAAAAGUUUGAAAUCCUCUUUGAUGCAGAUUUCUUUCCACCACAAGUGUUCACACAGACUCCAGAGAUGAUCAAAAGCUUAAAGCGCCUUGGACUGCUGGCCCAAGAAAGGGAUAUAACUCCUAGGAAUGUUUUGCAUGUUGCCACUCAGAUUGAGAAAUUGCAUGUUCACUCACCACAAGAGGCUGGCAAAAAAUCAGAUACUCUCUUGAGACUGCUGAAUGAUAAUGAUCUGCUGUCUAAGUUCUCUGCAAAGCAGCUUCACCAACUCUCACAACUGCAAUGGAUCCCAUGUGCAAAUGCAGGCGCAAUGCUAGGCAACAGCAAGGGAUGCACAAAAACACGUUUUUUCAAGCCAGAAGAAGUAAGAGAUACAAAAUAUGAAAACCUUGUGGGCAAUGUCAUGCCUCUCACAGGAGUUUUCAAAGAGACAGUGAGCAGGCAACUUGGACUUCUGUGCCUGCCUCCUGCUGAAAAGGUAUUGGACAAUUUGUCAAUUAGUGAUCCACAUGGUGUGCACUUCAAGAUUACAUUGCAUAGCACUUACAAAUUCAUGCAAGACCACAUGUUAGACUUCAUAAAAGUCAUGUUGAGCUGUAAACCUUGGCUAUGGAUCCACAACCGAUUUGUAUUUCCCAGAGAUGUAGUUUUGACCUACCCACCUGAUCUGGAUCUGACUUCCUACAUAGGAAAAGUGCCAGAGGAGUUUCUCCCUUACAAGAGGUUGUUAACCGAAUUUGGGGUGAGGUCAUGCCUUUCAGAAAAGGAAAUAGGGGACAUCCUAACUAACAUCCAACAUUCCAUUGAUGAGAGGCAGCCACCUUUUGGAAACCCCUCCGAGCUGAAAUUGUCCAUAGCCAUUCUGAACUGGAUGAAGAAGGUGCGUAGGGCUGUCAGUGACGAUACCCCUGUGCCAGUGAUGGAAGAGGGUCGAAGAUUUACCUUGAAACCAUUGUCCAUGGCCUUGUUUUGUGAUGUAAGCAGGGAUGGUUUGGAUGAUCUAGAGAAGGACCAAGAGGAGUUCUAUGUCAUCCAUGAGGACAUUUCAAGAGUGACUGCGGAGUGGCUCAAGAUACCACUCCUCAGCACCCGGAUCCUCAGUCCAGAAUACAUUGGGAUAGAACAGUGUGGGCAGUCAGAACCAAUAACACUGAGGAUUAAGAACAUUCUCAAAGAAUAUGAUGAGGACAACGACAUUUUCAAAGAGCUAAUCCAAAAUGCUGAAGAUGCUGGGGCGAAGACCUGUAAGUUUAUGGUAGAUUUCAGAAAACAUAAAGAUCCUCCUGAAAGUCUAAUAUCCCCUGGAAUGAGCCUCUGCAAUGGACCUUGUCUUUGGGCAUUCAAUGAUGAGCUCUUCACAGACAAUGAUUGGAGGAAUAUUACCCGAGUUGGAUCUGCAUCAAAGGAAAACCAGGUAGAAAAAAUAGGGAAAUUUGGACUUGGAUUCAAUACUGUGUAUCAUUUGACUGACAUUCCCUCCAUUCUCAGUGGAGAUAAGCUUUUGAUACUUGAUCCGAAUGUGACCCACCUGGAAAAGCACAUAAAAGGCAACGCAAAUCCUGGAAUAAGACUUGACCUGUCUCGACAACAGGUUCUACACAGAUUUUCUAACCAAUUCAAACCCUACAAGCGCAUUUUCAAUUGUAAUCUGUCCAAGGAAAGCACUCAGACAUUUUACCCUGGCACUCUCAUCAAGUUACCUUUUCGAACACAAGAAGAGGCACUCAAAUCAGAGAUUUGCUCAAAUGUGUAUGACAGAAGUGACAUAAUCACAUUUCAACAGGACUUUACCAAUAACUCACAAACCCAUUUGCUCUUUCUGAAGAACAUAAACACUGUAUCUCUACAAAACCUUCCCAACAAUGCCUCAACUCCUCCUGAAGAUGGCCAGACAGACACACUGUUCACAAUCUUUAAAAAAAUCGUGGAAGUGAUUCCAGUUGACAACACUCAACAAGCAAAACAAAGUAAGGCUCUGGCAACCUUGAGGAAACCUGGUACAAAAUACAAACAAGUCAUUAAUUACGAUAACGUCAACAUUGCUGAAAUAACUCAACAACAUUGUAGAGGAUCAGAUGUACAAUUCUGGCUUUUAUAUAACUGCUUUGGGACACAUCAGUCUUUACAAAUGGCCCAGAGAGAAAAUAAUCAGACCAAAUUCUCUUUGCCAAUUGCUGGUAUAGCUGUACCCUUAAGCCGUGAAAAACAAACUGGCAAAUGGGUGAAGUCUGAAACUAAACUUGUCGGCCAGGCCUUUUGCUUCCUUCCUCUUCCCAUUGACACAGGCCUCCCUGUGAAUGUGAAUGGAACAUUUGCUGUGACUUCUAAUCGCAAAGGUCUCUGGGAGAGUGGAGUGAAAAAUCAGUGGAACAGAGCUCUGCUCGAGGAUGCUGGUACCAUGGCAUACGUAAACGUACUCCAAGUGCUGAAGAACAUGGCACAAAAUGGAACAUUGCAAAGUUACGAUUACUACACAUUUUGGCCCAAUGAAGAGAAAGUAAGCAAAGCCUUCAAACCAUUGGUGGAUGCCUUUUAUUCCGUCAUCGCACAACCACACCAUGGCGAAACUCUCGAGCUCCUAAGUGAUGGGAGAACAUGGUUCUCAAUGGAUAAGGCAAGAUUUUUACACACAGACAUUGAAGAAAACAAAGUUGUUGGAAAACUUGCAACAGAGGUGUGUCAAGGGAAUUCCAAGGCACCGUCAUCCUGUCAUGUUGUCCCUCUACCAGGGUGGGUGAGACAAAGUUUUGUAAAAGCAGGCUUUGGUAAGAUCCUGCAGGAAAGAACUCUGAAUUGGGAAGAGUUUUACCAACAACUGGUGUUCAACAACUUGAGCACCAUGGAUCCAAAGAGUAGGGAUGCUCUUGUUCUGCACGCAAUUGAUCUGAAUAUCUGUGCAGUUGACAAUCUACUAAGGAGCUAUCCAUGCAUCCCUACACAGACAGAAGGACAAUUACAGUUCAUCCAAAAACUUGUGAACCCAUCGGGGAAAGCGGCCCGUUUGUUUGAACCAGAGGAGGGGCGUUUUCUUGGUGGCACCAAAAAUGACUUUUGUUCUCCCAAACGAAUUCAGCGUCUAUUAGAACUGGGGAUGCUGAGUGAUAGGCUUCCUUUGAAGGAGAUCACAGAAAGAGUGAGGAUCACUACUGGUAUUUGGCACAAACACCAGGAGAAGGCAUACAAGCACCUUCAGUGUAUCCUGGAGUUGAUGAGGAGACACUGCAACAUGCAAGAUGAAAAAGAUUCACCAUUCUGGGACACAUUGAGGAACACAGCAUUCAUUCCAGCAUUCCAUCCAGUAAAUACCAAUAAAGAAAGUGACAUAAUGGUGACACUCCAGAAGCCCAUGGAUGUUUACACUGACAAGUGUCGCCAUCUAGUCAACCUGACAAAAUGUGUUGUUGACCAUUCACUUCUUAAAAUACACAGCGAUGAUGUAGUCCUCCAGAAGUUGAGAAUUUGCGCAAGUCCGCCACUUGACAUUGUGCUUCAACAACUAAAUAAAGCAACCUGUGUGUCACAAAAUUUUGAUAAAAAAGUGCUCUUCAAUAUAGCUCAUGAGUGCUACAAAUUCCUGAAUGAGUGGCUGUGUGACAAUCAGAGGGACAGCCCACUCAUUUCUCAACGGGCACACUCUUUCCCUUUCAUUCUAGUGGAAGACAAGUUUGUACAUGUGACAUCUGUAGCAGAAUGUGGAGAAUUUGAUGCUAAACCUUAUCUUCAUAUCCUUCCACGUGCCUUUGUCAGUUUUAAUGAGCUGUGGAAAUGUGUAGGCAUCAGCAAUCAGUUCACAGUGCAACAGUUCAACAAUGUUCUUGAUAAAUUAUCUACUCAAUACGGACGCAGAUCACUUUCCAAAAGUGACCUUCAAAUUUGUUUCACAAUUAUUGAACAGGGAUUAUAUUCAGCCAAAGAGACAAAGUUCUUGCCUCAUACCAUUCAGCCAAAGAAACAAAGUGCUUGCCUCAUACCUGAUAAAAACGGCGUUUUGCAAAAAGCAAACAAUCUCUACUACAAUGACAGCCCCUGGAUUCCAGUUUCAGGCGUCAAUUUAUGUCAUGAAAACAUCCCUCGUGUCAUGGCUCUCCAUUUUGGAGCAAAUACAACAAGACAUCACACACUGAAAGAUCAUUUGGUGGAAGACUUUUCACCAUAUGCCUCAGAGUUCGGGCAACACGAAGAACUAACGGUCCGUAUCAAAAACAUACUUUCUGCUUAUCCAUCAAAGAAAGAUAUCCUGAAAGAGCUCAUCCAAAAUGCUGAUGAUGCAGAGGCAACAGAAAUUCACUUUGUGUGGGACAAGAGAAAGCACAGUGGCAAAAAAACAUUUGGAGAUAGAUGGAAUCCCUUGCAAGGCCCUGCACUGUGUGUGUACAACAACAAGGUUUUUACUGACGCAGAUAUGAAAGGCAUUCAACAGCUCGGGGAAGGUGGAAAGCACAGCAUUCCAGGAAAAACAGGAAAAUACGGACUCGGAUUCAACUCAGUUUACCAUCUGACUGAUUGCCCUUCGAUUAUAACAGGUGACAAAUGGCUCUGUAUAUCAGAUCCUGGUCGAAAAUAUAUUGAAGGCAGAAAACUACCUGGCUGCAAGUUUGACCUAAGAAGUAAAUUUAAAGAAAUGUUCAGCGAUGUCUACCAAACAUUUCUUCCAGACACGUUUGACCUUGAAAAGGGCACAAUGUUCCGAUUACCUUUCAGGAUGGGUGCUAAUGCAAAUGUCUCAAAAAUAUCACAACAGGGAGUCACUGAAAGAGACAUUCAGGAGCUCUGCUCAGUUCUUUCAGAAGAUCCUGAGGGGCUUAUUCUCUUCCUGAAGAACAUUGGCAAAAUACAGUUUCAUGAAAUCAACCCAGAAACAAAUAUGCCCAAAACUAUCUUCUCAAUUGAAAAAAGACUCCCUGAAAAGGGUAGUGUGGAAAGGCUUAGGUUUCAAAACCAUAUACAAGAUGUACUGCUAGGUAACAGCACAAUGUCACCAGAUCAAGCCAUUUACAAUGUCCAGAUUUUAUUGUCUCAUAAAAGGGAAAGUGAGUGGACGAUUGCGGAGCAGUUUGGCUCCUUGGAAAACACAGUUGUAGCACAACACUCUUUAAAAGUUCCCCAGGCAGCUUUGGCAGCAUGUGUAAGAUCCAAAACAGCUGGGAAGGAUUUCAUUGGGAGGGCAUUUUGCUCUCUGCCAUUGCCAGGUCAAACAGGACUCCCAAUCCAUGUAAAUGGAAACUUUGAAGUGGAUGCAUCUAGGAGGGAUCUCUGGAAAGAAGAUGGUAAAAGUGUGAAAGCUGAUUGGAAUGAAUCUUUGAAACUGAAGAUAAUCGCUCCGCUGUAUGCAGAUCUGCUUCAUCACAUUCGCUGUCAGCUGAAAAAUAGGAAAAUGAUUUCCACACGCCAUGAUCCAGGUUUUGACUGCUCAUUCUUGUUAUUUUUCCCCCAUGUCUCAAAAGACACUAGUCAUGACUGGCAUGACAUGAUCCAUGAGGUGUAUAGAUCAGUCAAUGAAAGGGAGCUCACAGUUAUUCCAAUACUACAAAGCUCCACACAGGAAGUUCCACCCAACAGUAUAGUAAAUCGGCUCAUUAAGAUGUUCUCUUUUGGUUGGUGUAGUGUGACCAAGAGAGAACUUGUCGAAAUGCCUUAUUUAGCAGAUUACAACGCAGAAAACCUAACUGCGGUUUUAGGGGAUGUUGGCAUGAAGUUGGCCCCCUUCUCUAAUGAAAUGUCAAAAAUAUGGGAAAGUUUCAAAUCGGCCGGAGUUGAGAUGAAAACAAUCAGCCCUUUGACAGUUGGGGAAUACUUGAGAACAAAACCAAUGAAUGAUCCAACCAAAACGGAAAUGGAUUUACCUCUACCCAUCAACCAGACUUUGAUCAGAGACAAAAACACAUGCUCUAUACUCCUGAACUACUGCUUAAAAGAUGUAAAACCAGACAAUUCUCAAUCCAUCAGUGGACUUCCUCUUCUUCUCACACAAGAUCAUAUUCUCAGAGUGUUCAGCCUUGACUCACCCAAACUUCUGACAAGGUUUAACAAAUUGUUUUGUGGAUAUGAGAAAGAUUUUGCUGAUGACCUCUUCCAAAACCUCCAUCUUCUGCUGAAAUGCUUUCUUAAGGAAUUGACAAUUCCUGUUGCAGUCAAGUAUUUGAAAACUGCCCUGCUAAACCUACUUGUAGACUGUGAUGUGGAUCUACACAGUGGUCUCCAUGUUCCAAAUGCGACUACAGAAAAAUUCCUGAAAGAUCUCUGGCAAUUCUUAAGUAGUCAACUCAGACAGGCAGCACAGGAAGACAGAGAUCAAAAUCAUGCUCUGAAUUCUAUCAUGGAACUGUUCUCUGACUUGCCCAUUUUGCCUGUUGUCUGCCCGAGGCUAAACAACAAACAUUUGCUUCAAACAAUGAGCAAGAUGUUAAGUGUAAUUCAGUCCCCGUUGGAUGACAUUUCAACAAUUCUCCUUAAACUUGGCUUCAUGAAACUUAACUUGUCAUUCUUCCACAAGUAUGACAAAGAGCUGCAUCAACAUCUACAUUCAGGGUACCUGGACACAAGGAAUGAAAGCGCUGUCUUAGAUCAGGUCUGUCAGCUGAGGCCCUCAGAGUUUCAACCACUUCUCAAAGAAGAGUUGAGUAAACUUCAGUAUUUUCUUCAGUCUGGAAUAUCGAAGUCUAAGGACACACAGGCAUUUGCCAAUAAACUCAAAUCACUACCAUUAUUUGAAACAAUCCAGGGUGGGCGAAAACAGAUAGAUGGACACAAAAAGGUGUUCAUCCUCAGCACUGACUUAAUCGAAAUAUUUCCAGAUUUGUACAUGGCAGAUGAGAACAUUUUUCUCAAAAGCACUGUUCAGAAUAAGGACCUGGCAGAAAAGUUAAAAAUAAAAAUCUUAAAUGAUUUGGAGUACUUUGUACAAUUCAUCAUGCCUAAAAUACAUCAGCUUUCAGAGGCUCAACAAAUUAAUUCUGUUCAACUGCUACUGUCACUUUGUCUUUCAGAAUUGAAUGAGUGUUAUGACCAAAUCAUCUCUACAAUGUCAAAAGUGAGAUUAAUUCGCAAUGCCCAUGGGAAUCUGGAGAUGGCCUCAUACUUCUUUGAUGAGAAUGUGAUGUUGUACAAGAUCAUGCUGCCACAAGAGAGAUUUGUACCACAAGGUUUUUGGGAUUCAAUCUCUAAACAUUCUCCGGACACUAUUUCAGCAAAACGUUUGCUCAAAAAACUUGGAAUGAAGUGUACUGUCACGGAUGAUGAAAUGAUCAAUUUUGCAAAACAAAUAGAAUCAGGAGCUCAAGGCACUGCCAACCUCAAUGCACUUAAACAGAAAUCUUCAACACUGUUUGACACCAUUUUAAAGAACAAUGUCAAAAAACGAUCACCAAACUUUAUGAAAGUGAUUGGUGGCAUUAAGUUCAUAUAUCCUGUCCAAAUCAAAAGCAGUUUGAGCAAAUAUCAUCAAGCAUUUGCAACUGAUAGGACAACCGUUGCAAUCCGAGGCUCUUUAAUAGAAAUAGACCCUGAUCAUCAAAAUGUAAUCUGGACCUCAAUGCCCAUACUGGCCUUACCCAACAACACACAGACAAACUUGCAAAUGAUGAAGGAUGCUGGAGCUGUAGACAAACCACCUCAAGAACGAGUUACAUGUAACCUAAAAAACAUCUGUAAUUCCCCAUGCAAAUUUGUAGACAAGAUUGAGACUCGUGCGGAAGUUUUCAGACAAUCCUAUGCCUAUCUUCAAGCAAUGGACUUUGACCCCUCUCCAUUGACUGACCUCCCUCUUGUGCUGGUUGAGCAUGAUAAAGAACUUGCAAAGGCUAAACAGACAGCACUGGUACUUCCCAAUCAUUUGGAUUAUAGACCAUAUUUGUACCGAAUUCCUCCAGAAGAUGUAAAAUAUGAAAAGUUCUUCAAGAAAAUUGGUGUCAGUGACAUGGCUACUGCAAUGCAGUAUUGCAGUGUGCUAGAAGAAAUUCAUGUAAAUUCCUCUGACAAACAAGCAUUGCAUGCAAAUCAGCUGUUUGCAGUCAAGCGUGCAGUACAGCAGCUAUUUUGUCUUUUAAAAGAAAGUCAGUCAACCCCAAACCUGCCACAAGUCUUGUAUCUGCCAUCAACAGAUCAUAGAUUAUAUCCUUCAAACACAUUGUAUUUCAAUGACACUGUCUUCCAGGCCAGCACGUUUGAGGAUGCAUUGAAAAGCUAUUUGAGGCUCCUUGAGAAACUCUCCAACUGCUAUUUGGAGAAGGACAUGUACACGGAUCAGAAACUCCUGCAGCUUUUACCAGAGAAGCUGAGGCCCAAAAUGCUCUCCAAAAUAAUUGUGAACAAUCUGGUGGAAUCAAGCAAGCAGCUUUGUGAGGAUGGAGAGGGAUGUGAGUUUGGUGGGUGGUUUCAGAAACGCCUAUCCUCACCUGCCUUCACACACGGACUGAUUUGUCUCAUCAGACACCAGUUUCAGGGGACAAUAACAGAGGAAGAUGUUGCUAGCAGCUGUCAGAAAACAUUUGGCAAUAUUCAGAUAAUCUGCUGCAAGUACCUUGAAACAGGGCUUUGGCUUGACCAACAGUUGCUAGGUGAAACUUUUGAUGUUGAGAUGUUCGUCAAAAAGGGGCAGCAAUGUUGUUCUAUCUAUUUGAAACACAAUGACGAGAUUGGCCCUAAAGUGAUGAGCAGGAUCACCAUGAGACUGACAAAAGAAAUAAAUGCUAAUUUGGAACACAAACUCUCGGCAGACAUUCUUCCAGUCCUUGGGGAACUUCUGAUGUGUGACCACAUGCUGGAGGUUCUGAAAACACUAGAGGAGAAUGGAAUCCACAACAUUGCUAAAACAGAGGACUUCUUCCCACCGAAGGCCGGAAGUGUUAUUCCUGAUGAAUGGCUUGAUGCCCUUGACAUGAACAUCCUCAACAACUUUGAGGAAGGGGAGUACGUUGGCUACAAGAAGGGAUCCGAUGAGGAAUAUGUCUACGCAGUAAUUGUGGAGCAGUUGGAUACCCCACCAGGGAUCUCAGGACGAUAUUUUAGCAGAUACAAAAUACAAAUUGGAGAAAAUGAAUUUAUCGAAGUAAGCACCCUUGAUCUUCAUCAGUUCAAACGGGAAGAAAAGCGAUUCACCUCCACAGGAUCAACCUGUAUGGCAGUGCAGCAUGUCGCAGGCCCUGUACCACAUGAACCCCGUCCGUCCGUGCCAAGACCACCUAAUUCUUCUGCAAGGAGCUUACCACAGUCUAUUGAGGAGGUCAAAGAAGAAAUCGACGAAUGCCUGUCAGAGAUCUGGAUUCUGCCCAUAGAGGAGAGGUGCAAAGCCAUCCGUCGACUUUACCUGAGAUGGCACCCCGACAAAAAUCCUGACUUUCAACAGCUUGCCACUGAGGCAUUCAAGUACUUGAAGAACAAGAUAGAAGAACUUGAGAGUGGCAAAAGGAGCACGACUGACCAAAGACAAAACACACAUUUCCCUCGACCAACACAGUCUCCGAAAUGGAACUCAAAUUUCAGUGGCUUCUACCAUCAGUGGGAUCAGGAGGCCAACCAUCAUCGGGGUGGACGUGAGAGAAGUCACAGACCUCACUAUUCAUACUAUAACAACUUCUGGACACACCAUGGGAAUGUGCCACAGCCUAACAGAGCAGAGGCUCAGCGGUGGUUCAGACAAGCAAACUGUGAUUUGACAGCAGCUCGUAGUGAGGCCGGAAGAGGGAGCAUAGAGUGGUGUCUGUUCAAGGUGCACCAGGCAGUGGAAAAGGCUCUUAUUGCCGCAGAGUACAAAAGACGUGGACAAUAUCCUACAAACCUCUCCAUCUCAAGCAUGGCUGAGGACGUGUCGGGCUUCAGCCCCCAAUUAAAGACUUUGCAUAGCAUUGUGGACAAACUGAAGAAAAUUGGAGUUGACCCCAAGAAGACUCAGUAUCCCAACUGCCACCCAUCACCCUACAUUCCAAACGAGCGAUUCAAAUCUGCAAGUGAAGUGCAAGUGCUGGAAUUGGCAUCAGAACUUUUAAGCAAAGUAGAUGCAUUUAUUUUCUGAGAUGGUGAUUUUAUGUUUAGAAGUUCUAAAUGUUAAGAUUUUGCAUGGUACCUAUAAACCUAUAGGUCAAAUCUUUUCCAUUUGAUUGUCUUCCUUGGCCUAUCUUCUGACAGUAAAAGUAAUCUAACACUUACUAUAACUAUAACUACUGUAUUUUUACAUGAUUUGAUGUACCUUGUUUUUCUUUAUUUUAAUAAUGAUAUACUUGAAUCAUCUACAGUACUUGAUUUCAGAUACACUUUUAGAGAUUGAAAGUGUUUUGUUUUGUGUCAGUCGAAAAAUGUAAAUGAAUAACAAUGAAAAAUGUUUGUAGACAAACUUUUGUGCAUCUGAAAUGCAUACUAAAUGUUUUCCUUGUAAAUCUUAUGAAUUAAAACGAAAUGAAAUAUUA